AUUGACCAAACCUUACAAGUUACAAAUGAAAAUUUCUAUAAAUUCAUUAGACAUGGCAUCAUUUUCACAAUAAAGAAAAAGCAUUGAUACUCAACCAUGUAUUAUCCUUCUCAACCAAAUACCUACUAUCCUUCGGCACCACCACCACCACCACCACCUCCGGCGAUGUCCAUGGUCGCUCCGGGACCGAUUCCUUGGACGACCGGUCUCUGUGAUUGUACCGAUGAUUGUGGAACUUGUUGGAUGACAUGUUGCUGUCCAUGCAUAACAUUUGGAAUGGUUGCAGAGAUAACUGAUAGAGGAAACACAUCAUGUGGAAUAAGUGGAUCAUUGUACACACUGUUGAUGUGUUUCACUGGUUGUCAAUGGAUAUAUUCAUGUAUGAAUAGAUCAAAAUUGAGAGCAGAGUACUCACUUGAAGAGAGUCCUUGCAAUGACUGUCUUGUUCAUUGUUGUUGUGAACCAUGUGCUUUGUGCCAAGAAUAUAGAGAGCUUCAAAAUCGCGGUUUCGAUCUAAAGAUCGGUUGGAGAGGGAACAUGGAGAAGAAGGCUCAAGAAAUGGCUAUGGCACCAAACAUACAAAAAGGGAUGAUGAGAUGAAUGACAUGAAUGUUUAAUUAAUCAUUAUUUUUGUUUCACUUUGUAUUGCUUGUUAAACUAUUUGUGUCAU
Molecule: messenger RNA, 670 nt
Organism: Dioscorea cayenensis subsp. rotundata (Guinea yam)
Lineage: Eukaryota; Viridiplantae; Streptophyta; Magnoliopsida; Dioscoreales; Dioscoreaceae
Product: cell number regulator 2-like
Exons: 4
Coding region: 97-600 (167 amino acids)
Source: RefSeq, a predicted model, not a curated record